This is a messenger RNA of Chlamydomonas reinhardtii, 8032 nucleotides long. RefSeq lists its product as uncharacterized. Lineage: Eukaryota; Viridiplantae; Chlorophyta; Chlorophyceae; Chlamydomonadales; Chlamydomonadaceae. The transcript is spliced from 6 exons. Bases 687 to 6848 code for a protein of 2053 amino acids. The record is from RefSeq and is a predicted model, not a curated record.
CCUUCAAUACUUGCCCUAACAAACCUGAUAACAUACCAAGGAACGAAGCAAUCGCCUGCGUAGUCGCCACAAACCGGCGUAGAGUCCAAACGGGCCGGAACGCCGAACUUGCACACCAACUGCAGCAAAGCAUAACUCUGAGCCUCUACAUACAUUUUGUUGCUUAGACUCAGAUAAAUGAUUUGUAGAAUCAUCCCUAAAUCUGUUGUCCAAAUACUCCACCCCCAAUCAUCCAGUCUUACUGUGACUGUUAUGUUAAUUUGCGUCGCGGAACACAUAAUACAGUAUACUCGUUGUGAUGCAGGUAUACAGCAGUACCAAAGCACAUUUGCAGUCCAGCUGUCGGCCCUGCAUUCAAAAGGAACGUAAGUUCUUUCCACGUCGAAGUAAUUAAAAUUUGUAAAGUAAGAUGGAAACUCCAGAGCUUGCUAACGGCGGUCCUUGGCUGCCAGGCGCCUGGCCGUCCCACAGUUCUGCCCGUUGUCAGUCAUUGCAGUUCCGAGUCGGUGAAUGAGCGUGGCGUCGCAUGGAGAAGAAAAGAAGGUCGCUGCUCACAGGCAGCAGCUCUGCUGGGAACACGCGAAGUCGAUGUGCUGCGCCUGGCGCUCUUGCCAAGACGCAUCGAGGCUAGAAGGUUCAUCGCCUAACUGGUGUGCACUCGAGCGAGCGCGAACUCCUCCUUUCAAAUGAACAGGCUUUACGAAACCUUCAGCGCGGCGGCGCAGCAGCAGCAACAGCAAGAACCACGCUCACAACUGGUCGCAGCAGCCAGCAGCGCGCGCGCGGUCAUGGGCAGCGGUCGCGGCGGGGAGUGCCGCGGCGCCCAGCCUCCGGCGCACACUGCCGCGCCACCCGAACCAGCCGACCUGGAAGGGAAUGGGCCAGGUGGUGUCCCCACAACGGCGGCGCUGGGUCUGGCGGCGGCGGCGGCAGACUGCGCGGACGCGGCGCAGCGCGAUGUGAGUCGGGCGGUGCGAUGUGGGUCGGGCGCGGUGGCUGGCGGCGCAAAUCUCCCGGGCGGCUGGGCGCGGGGGCCCAGCGGCAGCCACGUCGGCACGCUGGGGCAGCUGAUGCUGCCGGCGGCCACCGCGGCCAGCAGCCUUGCCACGGCUAGCAGCCUGGCGACCGCCGGUAGCAGCUUCACCGGCAGCAGCUGCGGCACGGGCCGCAGCGGCUUGGGCGGAGGGCAGCAGGCCGGUGGGCGUAGCGGCAGUGGUGACCCUGGAGGCAGUGGUAGCGGCGGCUGUGGCAGUAGUAGCGGUGGUGGCGGCAGCGGUGGAACUGCGGAAGGAGGCACCGGCUGCGGCUGCAGCUUCCUAACAGUCAGCGGCGGCAGUCCGGAGGCGGCAGCAGACGCCGGUCCUGGCCUUGAGCCUACUGGCGCCCUUGAGACUCUCAACGAGCUGCAGCCCGCGGCAUGCAGCGUGCAGCAGACCUGGCGCCCGCUCGGUGCGGCCAGAGUGGUGUCUGCACCUAGCGACAGCAGCAGCAACGUCGGCGAAUGCUCGCUGCCGAAAGGGCUUAUUCAGAUUCCAGCAGCGGCGCCGUGGCGACCACCGGCCCGCGUAGAUGGAGCAGUGGCGACUGCGUGUGCCUCUGCGCCUGGACUUGCCGCGGGCGCGGCGCCGGCGGCGGGGGCGCUGCAGAAGGACCAGCAGGAGGGUUUGCUGCAGGCCCUUGUGCAUAUGGGGGUAAUCUCAGAUGCGGGACAGACCCCGGGGCGUCAGGGGCCCGCGGCGAUCGUACGAGCAGCAGCACCAAGGACAACAGCGUCUGGAAGUCGCAGCCGUGAUGGCGGUUUCCGCCGCGCCAAUACUGCAGCGGCUGCAGCUCAGGACGGCUGUGAGCCUGCUGGUGCCUUCGCGCCACUGGCGGCGGCUCUGAGCUCGCCGGCCGCUGCCGAUCAUGUGGAACAGGCGAGCAUCCAGUCAUUGCGGGAGGCUGUAGCAGCCGAGGAGUCGCACAGGGCAACCGCGUGUGCUACUGCCGUUGAUGCCUGCGCGGCCGCGGUGUCCUUACUCGGCGCCGCACAGCGUCAGGCGGUGACGGACGGUGCUUCCCGCAGUAGCAGCUGCACCCGCUAUGGCAAGCAUGGUGAGCAACCAGGGCCGCUUAGUACUACACAGGCGCUGCCACCGCUGCUGCCGCCGCCGCAGGGGCUUCUCCUGCUCCGUGGCGGCUGCGGAAGUAGCGGCGGGGAUGGAAAUAGCAGCAACAGCAGCAGCAGCAGCAGCAGCAAGCACAGGGCUGACGGCAGAAGCGCAUUGCUGGCAGCAAGCACAGGGCUGAUGACGGCGGCGCCUGUGACGGGCCACAGGGGUCUGAGCGGUGCACCCGCACUGGCUGCACCGCCGGCCUCUCCGCCGAGCUACACCUUCGCACCAGCGUCGGACAUGGAGCACGGCGCGGGCGCCCCGGACUCGCCGCCUGCGGCAGCCUCGAAGCGGCUCACAUUCGUCCCAGGGAAGCGCGAUGCGCCGGCGACAGCAGCGGGGCCGCCCAGCACCCUGCCGGCUAUGGCACCGCCGCCGCCACCACCACCAGCCCUGGCAUCGGCGCCCCUUUCGGCGCCAACGUCGCAGCUCCGACGGCUGUUGCUACAGCCUCCCGCGCCGGCCAUGACUGCAGCCACGCCCGCCGCAGCUGCCGCUACAGCCGCGGGCGCCCUGCCUUCUGCAUCUGUGGGGUCGGCGAGGGCCGGGGGUGCGGGGACGUCUUCGUUGUCGUCGCCGUCGGCGCUGUACCGCUCCCCGGCACGCCACGUCACCGUGUCCAUGAAGUUUGACACGCCGCCCGGGAUGUCGUUCGAGGAGACUGCCGCCGCCCUGUCAGCGUCAGCGCAUCGGACUGUGGAGCAAGUCCUCCGCCGCAGCAGCGCAUACGCUCGCAGCCAAACCGCAAACGUCGGCACAGACAGCUGCGAUGUUGCCUCUGGCUCCGCUGGCACAGCAGGCACAGGCGUAGCCGGCCUUCCGAGUAGCGCAAGCGGCAUCGGCGGCGGCGGCGGCGGUGCCAUAGGUAGUGACACCAGCAGCAUCAGCGGCAUCCCCAGCAGCUCCGGAACCUCAUCCCUGUUCGCUGCGACUCCGUCAUCCGAGGCUGCAGCGAGUGCAGCAGGCCUGGCACCGGGUUCAACCGCCCCUGCUGCAGCGGCGGCAGGCGCGCCUGGCGCCGCCGCAGCCAUUCGUGGCGCUGGCGCUGCUGCUCCCUCUGCCCGCGUCGCGGCCGCUGCUGAGGCCUCGGAGCCGGCCGCUGCGGCAAGUGAUGGCGGCGAUGGAGCGGUGGUGGCGGCGGCGGCGGCGGCGGCUACGCCUGUGCCCGGUGGCGGCGGGCUGAGGUGGCACAGCUACGCCACGCAGGUGCAGUGCCUGCGGGGCUGCAUCGAGGUGGUGCUGCGACUGCAGUUCGAUGCGCCGGACGGUCCCGACGAGGCCGCCACGUCCGACGCCCUCUUGCACGCCGCCAUGGAGGCCCUGCACGACGAGCUGCACGGCCAGCUGCUACAGCUGCCCGAGGCCGCCCACGCCGAGCUGCUGCUGCCGCUGCACCUGCUGCACCCAGCCGGCGGGAAUGCGGUGGGCGCGGAUGGGGAGUACGGGGAGCCGCCGCUGCCUCCACAGCCGCCGCCGCCGCAGGUGGUGCCGCUGCUGGUCUACAUGGACCCGCCGGUGCUGAUAGCAGCAGCGUCGCCGCCGCGCGCGCCGCUGCAUCGGCCCCUGCAACAGCAACAACUGCCACCGCAGCAGCCGCAGGGCCAGCCGCAGGCACCCGUUGUCGCUGGCAGCAGCCGCGCAACGGCCCCGGGUGAUCCUCGGAGAGCCGUGCGGGCAGCGGUGGCGGCGCUCUCACCCGAAUCACGCUGGGGCUCUGACGAUGCAGCUGCGGAAGCCGAAGCAGCUGGGGGCGGCGCCACACCCCAGGCCUCCACGGCCACAACGACCCUUGGCGCGCCACAACAAGGCAGCGAGCGGCGGUCAGCGUUGGCGGAGCCGCUGCAGGAGCCAGGGCGCCAGGCCGUUGCGGCGGCGCUGGUGCCCUCCAGCUCACCCUCACCGCCGCCACCGGAGUCGCCGGCUGCGUCCGCGCGAGCUCGGCGCGCGGCGCGCCGCCGGGCGCCGCCGCGGUGCGGCACGACUAGCGCUGCCGAGUACUUUGCCAGUCGCAGCCGGAGUUGGCCUGGCCUGGCAUGCGACGGCGGCAGUGUGGAAGACACUGCUUCGGAGAAGGGCGCGGCGGGGGGCCGCCGUCUGCGUCACGGGAUCAGUGGCGAGGUGGGCGGCGCGGGCGUGCGUGAGGACCUGAUGGCAGGCGACAGCGCCAGUGAGCUCAGCGAGUACGAGCUUAACGAAGGCGGCGGAGGAGCAGGAGGAGGAGGCGGCGAGGGGUGGGUUGCGGAGCAGGAGCGGCAGCAGGAGCGGGACUGGGAGAGGGAGCAACCGGCCGGCGCGCUGCGGUGGCCCGCGAUUGGCCAGAUGGUGGCGGCUGCGGACGAAGGGGAAAGGCAAGAGGGGGAAGGGCAAGAGAGGGCAGGGGCAGAGGCAGGAGAGGCCGGGGGCGCGGCGGCGCAGGCGGCGGGCGCUGUGCAGCUAGGCGCCGACCGCCAGGGCAGCAUGGCGACGCCCUUUGCGACUGCCGCCGCGGCAGCAGCCAUGGAAGCUGAAGCCGCGCCAGCAGGCAUUGCUGACGCCAGUGGCAGCACCGGUAGCAGCAGCAGCCGCUACCACAACGUCCUUGAUUUGAGUCUGGUCCCGCCGCAUCAUAUCGCCACCACAGCAGUGCCGGUGACUGAGCAAGGCCGCCGCCCGCGCCACGCCCGCGCCCACGCACCCGCCGGCACUGCCGAGGCCUCCGCUGCGGCGCCGGACAGCCCUGACAUCGGCAGCGGCGACUCCGCCGGUGUCGGUGAGGCUGGGGCUGCGGCCGCCGUGACGCCCUUUCUCCACCCCUUCUUGGCAGCGGUGCCGCCCCUGCCGAUGGCGACGGCUUCAGAGCCGGCGGCGCUGCUUUCCCACCAUCAAGUUGGCAUGGAGUUGCGAACGGCUUCGGAUUCGGAAUCGCUAGAUCAAGACCGCUUCGCACCCGCCGCUAACGCUCGCGGCAGCCUCGGCGGCAACGGCGGCGGCGGCGGCGCCCCAGAUUCGGAGGUGUUGAACGUGACGGCGCAGAGCUGGCUGCAGCAUUGCGCCGCUGAAGCUGCUUCGCACUCCACCGCGACCUCCGCGACCACGACCAGCAUGGUCUUUGCGGGGCACGUCCGCGACCUGGGUGGUGCCGCCGGCGGUAGCAGCAGCGGUGUUGGCGCCGGCGGCCGCGUGUCGUGGGGCGGUGACGCCGGCAGCAGCGGCGGCGGUGCUGGCGUGAGCCCUUUUGCAGGGGCCCCGAUGCAGCGGCAGCCUUCAGGCCACGCCCAUGGGCCGGACCAAGCCGCCGCUGCUGGCCGUGAUGCAGGGACUGGUGCUGAUACAGUGCGUCCUGCGCGCGCGGGAUCUCAUCGCUCCCCGCGCCCCUCGCCGUUCGCAGGCGCUGCGGCGGCGCCUCAGUCAACCGGUACUGGUGGCGGCGGCGGCGGCGGUGGCGGUGGCGGCGGCGGUGGCGGCGCAGUACGUGCGCCCAGCCUGGAUUGCUCCUUUUCCCUGUCGGCCGCCGCGCGCCUGCACCAACACCGCAUGGAGCACCAGCCGCAGCAGCAGCAGCAACACCAGUGGUGGCGGCAGCAGCAGGUGCAGGGUGAGAACACGGGUGGUCUGGCAGAUGCUGCAGCGCGCACGCGGAUGCCCGGUGGGGUUGCGGGCGCGGCUCCUGCCAGUCCGGCGGCAGAGGCCGCAGCAGUCGCGGCCGCCUCGCCGCCGCCCGGGCUGCUGCUGACAGCACGACAGCGCGACGCAGGUGGCAGACCCAGUCGCAGUGCCACGGCAGUAGCAUCUGCGGCGGUUGCAGCAGCACCCACGCAGACGGUAUGCUUCACGCUGCACCUGGACAUGUCCUCUGACGCUGGUGGCGGGACGGCGGGUACUGCAGCCGCUGCUACUGCCGUGCCGCCGCCGCUGCUGGUGCGGGUGGUGGUGACGCAGGCGGGCGCAGUGGUGGCGGAGGUGCAGCGGCUGGAGGUGGGGCCGCGAGGAGCCAGCGUCAGUCUGGACAUGUCGGGCUUGGCCGAGGGCAGCGCGGCGCUGCUGGUGCUGCCGUACCGCGGCGGUGGCAAUGGGCAGGAGGCAGAGGGAGAGCUGGCCGGCGGCGCUGCUGCUGCUGCCGCUGGGGCUGAGGCUGCUACAGCCCCGUCGGCGGCCCUGGCGGCGCUGCACUACAGCCCCAUUGCGGUGGUGCCGCCGGAGGUGGCGGCGGAGCUGUGUGGCCUCAUGGGCCGCAUGGAGCAGGAGCUGGUAGCCGCGGAGGCGGAGGCGGCAGUAGCAGCAGCUGGCGAGGGCGGCGGCAGUAGCAGCACCAGCAGCGCCAUGGCCCGAGCCCGCGCCUUCACCCACAGCUUUUCGCCCCUCGUGUCGGACAUGAUGUCUCUAUUGAUGGGCGGCAGCUGUUUCGCGGCGGCGCGCUCUGCUGCUGCCGCCACUGCCGUGGCUACUGCCAGUGGCGAUGCGGCGGCGCCGCCGGAUGCAGCGGCGCAGGAUCUACAGGAAGCUGUACGGCAUCUGCAGCAGCUCCAGAUGCUGGCGAACGCGCUCCUGUCGUACAUGCGUCAGACGCACCUGCCGUACACACAGCAGUACAUGGCGGCAGGGCUGGCGGGCGCAGGCGUCCUCCCAGCAAGUAGCUUUGGCAGCGCCUCGCCUCCGCCGACGCUGGCACGCCGUGACACUGCCAGGCAAAGUCUGCAGCAAGCAGCAGCACAAUGAGGAGCGGCAUGGAGGCGAGCAGCAGGCGGAGAUUGCUUCUCCGUCACUGCUGCAGGAGCGUGGUGCUGGGAUUGGGCUAGCUUUAAAAAAGUGGUGCCAACCGCUGUUUGGGCAGAUUGCGGCGCUACGUGUGCACAUUGAAACCAAAGGAUCCGCACGGAAUCCGAACAUAUAGUCAUAUGUACCGUAUGUGCACAUUUUGAGGAAGUAUGUAUGCUCGCAAUGCAUAUACGAUACUAGCGCAGGAGGGCUGCUGCAUGGAUGAUUGCAUGUAUGAGAACUUCCCAAGUCACGCGAAAACGUUCGAAACACAUUGCUGAACCAAUGCACCACCGAGCAGUACUGCAAUGCGACUUUGUCAAGAUGCGCCAGCGGUCGCGCACGGGUUUGGGGCGGGUUUAUGAUGAUUGGGGGAUCAGGUUGGAGAGAUGCAGCAUGCAAAGGUCGCAAUUUUGUUCGCGUGGCGCACUGGGGUGUUAGGGGAUAUACAAUACUGUCUGCGCGUAACGCAGAAGAUGGAACCAAACGCAUUGUGGAACGAAUGCAAUGUAUCACACACACCCGGGGCCGACUGGGCCGCCGUUAAUUGUGUUGUUGCAGCAGACGCAGUAUACAAUGCAUGCUGUGGACAUUGAAGCGAUCACCGCAGUACCGCCGCAAGCGAUCAUACGGUUGUUAGACGAUAAAAGCUACCGGAUGUCCCGAGGGUCAUAGGCUUACAACGGUAUGCACAGUAGUUAGGAGAGAGGCACUCAGGAAGGCAAACAGGCACGGCGGUACGUGUGCGGAGGCAGCCAGGCGAGACCGAGGAGACAGGGCCGCACAUUCCCGGCGGUCAGGUUUCGCCAUUAGCAAUUGAGGGGCUUCGUUGCGACGUUUGUUGAUGGAGCAUGUUGCAAGGUCGUUUGUUUGCGGAUGAUUGCCUUAGUUUUUGGUACAUUGACGAGGACCUGUGGGCAUGAACGAACGGGCAUGACGGGUUGUUGAGUGGUGCGCCGGGGAGGUUGGAUGGGCACGCACGGCUGGCGGGUCUAUCGGGCACUGUACGUCGUACAGCAAUAGUAGUGCUGGGACACGUGUGUGCGUGCUUGCGCCGCAUCGUGAUGUCCGAGCGCAGCAGGGCACUCCAAGCACGCACGCCCCGCGCCUGCUGCGCGCUAGUGCUUUGUGUCAUUUCUGGCUAG